This is a messenger RNA of Lactuca sativa (garden lettuce), 2613 nucleotides long. RefSeq names its product Serine/Threonine kinase catalytic domain protein (gene NEK5). Gene Ontology annotation, cellular component: cortical microtubule. Lineage: Eukaryota; Viridiplantae; Streptophyta; Magnoliopsida; Asterales; Asteraceae. Gene Ontology annotation, biological process: protein phosphorylation; microtubule-based process. Gene Ontology annotation, molecular function: protein serine/threonine kinase activity; ATP binding. The record is from RefSeq and is a predicted model, not a curated record.
AUUCAAUCUGUAAUUGCAAGCAAAGUCUACAUUUUUCAUUUACUUUUUAGUUUUAUAUUUCUGUCUUCUCUCUCUCUCUCUCUCUCUCUCUCUCUCUCUCUCUCGCCUGUUUGGUCACCAACUAUCCCUUUCUUUGAUCCAAAAUAUGAAACUAACGAAGAAAAACACACACCCUUUUGUUUAAUGUUUAGUCAUUAUUUUACGAGUGUUAUGUCCCUUUACUUGAGUUUCUAAUAUCCUCAUCUCUCUGCGUGUUUAUCUGUAGAUGGAGACUAUAUGGUGUUGGAGCUACUUUACUUGUGUCUUAUUUUUCCACCUAUUUCGAGAUAUAAACAACUCUAAGCUUCAACUUUAAUCGAGUGUUUCUGCCCCACACACAUCUUCUUUCUAUUUCUUACCCACAUUCUUGAAGCUUGAUAUCAUCAUUGUUUGAAAAUUUCAUAGCUUUUUAUAUGAACUUCUCAUUUCUAGGUUUUCUUGAAAGUUUUUAGUCGCAUCCUUUAAGUUUCUAAGAAAACCCACAAAUUUCAAGACAUAAAUUCCUUCAGUUUUUGAGUAAAUCAGACAAGUUUGUGGUGUUUCCUGCUAAUUUAAGUCUUCUUUUUUGGCACAGUUUUCUAGGCGUCGAAGAACAUGUCCCAAAUGGAAGCAGAAAAUGGCGAUGGCAAGUCGAAGAUGGAUGAUUAUGAGGUUAUUGAACAGAUUGGUAGAGGCGCUUUUGGAGCUGCUUUUCUUGUUCUCCAUAAGAUUGAAAAAAAGAAGUAUGUCAUGAAGAAGAUUAGGUUGAAUAAGCAAACAGAGAAGUUUAAGAAGACAGCGCAUCAAGAGAUGGAUUUGAUAUCACGACUUAAUCAUCCAUAUGUUGUGGAGUACAAGGAUGCUUGGGUGGAUAAGGCGGGAAUAUGCAUAGUGACUGCUUAUUGUGAAGGAGGAGACAUAGCCGAGCUUGUACGAAAGGCUAGAGGAGCAUAUUUCCCGGAAGAGAAACUCUGCAAAUGGCUAACACAAUUAUUAUUGGCAUUGGAUUACUUGCAUACGAAUCGUGUCCUUCAUAGGGAUUUGAAGUGUUCCAACAUAUUCCUCACAAAGGAGAACGAUAUCCGUCUUGGUGACUUUGGACUUGCAAAACUUCUCAAUUCAGAAGACCUUGCUUCCUCGGUUGUGGGCACACCCAACUACAUGUGUCCAGAACUCCUUGCAGACAUUCCUUAUGGCUAUAAAUCUGAUAUUUGGUCACUUGGUUGUUGCAUGUUUGAAAUUUGUGCACAUCAACAACCAUUUCGAGCUCCCGAUAUGUCGGGACUUAUCAACAAGAUAAACAGAUCCACGAUUUCUCCUCUCCCCAUCGUAUAUUCUUCAACAUUGAAACAGAUCAUAAAAACCAUGUUAAGGAAAAGUCCGGAACAUAGACCAACAGCGGCAGAACUGCUAAGACACCCACACUUACAACAUUACCUCCUAAAAUGUCACAACCCGUCUUCUGUAUUUCUACCCGUGAAGCCUCCAAAUAGCCCAAAAGACAAUAAAACUCCAAAAAAACAUUCACCCAUGAAACAAAACGACACAAAAGAAAAAGAACGUGAUGUACAAGUCCUUAAGCAGAAAGUACAAGUCACAAACGAGAACGCUGAAAUCCCGGUUAGAAGUUUACACAACAACCCGAUAUUCAUGGAAGAAACAAAUCUCGAGACCAAAAGAGUGGACCCCACGAGUUAUUUUAGUGGGGACACAAGUUGCGAGACAACAACGGUUUGCAACGGGGAUGGGCCGGAAAAAGUGAGCAUGAAAUCGAGUUCUCUGGAUCUUCUUUCGAAUGGAGAGCAAGAGGAAACAAGUCCUCAAAUUCUCGAAAAACGUGACGAGGGUAUUUUGGGAAAUGAGAAAAAAGAUAAUCUUGUGGAGGAGACUACUACAUCGAACACAGGUGAAUUGGGCGAUGAAGAGAAUGUAUCGAAUCGGGUGAUUAUUUGUGAGGUGGAUACGGAGGAGCAACUGCAACCGCAACUACAACCGAGAGCCGUUGAGUCUGAACCGGUUAAGCCGGUUGUGGACCAGGAGGCUGAGAAGGGUGCACCGGUGGCUGAACCAGAACCAUCGUCUGAAUGGCUGAACCCGACUCAACAAAGAGCUGAUGCGUUAGAGUCUUUGCUUGAGUUAUGUGCAAGGUUGCUAAAACAAGAGAAACUUGAAGAGCUUGCUGCUGUUUUGAAACCGUUUGGGGAAGAAACGGUUUCUUCAAGGGAAACAGCGAUUUGGUUGACUAAAAGUCUCAUGGGUGCACAGAAAUUUGCGGGUGGUGGAUCUUGAAAUCUUGGAUUCGUGUUGAGAUUAUUGACUUUUUUUUUUUGGAUAGUUUGAUAGAGUUAAGUGUGUAUCUAUGAGUAUGAAUGGUUUUGGGAGUUUAAAAGAGGAUUUGAGUAACUUUGUCCUUUGAAAUGUGUGGGGGGUGGUAUUUCUUGGUGUAAAUACGUUGACUAUCUCCCACACUUUAAGCAUGCAAAGGGCUAAAAAAUUUAACUUUUUUUGUUUGUGUGUUUGGUUGUUGGUGUGGGAUCUUUCUUAUAUGGGUGUUGUAAGGUUGUUUAUGAAAGCCAAGUUUCAUCUUUUUGCUUA